CGGAAGUCUAUGGUCAUUAAGAGUGGCCAUUUUUUUCACAAAAAAAGUGGGAAGGGAAAUAUAGAUGUCAAAUGUUUCAAGGCUACGCUGUGAUGAUUCCAUUUUUUUCCAAACCAACGUGAUAACGUUUUCAACAAGUAAAAUAAAUAACAUAUUAGUGUCCGGGACGAGAGGUUACAAUCCAAAUCGAUGUGUUGUGUUCGUUCCGCCGAUUGUAAACAUUCAUAAGUUUCGGAAACCAAAUACGAAAGAAAGAUGGGAUAUUAUUGCACGGUCCCUCAAUGCACGUCGCUUGCCGGCAAAACGAAAAACGUGAAAUUUCAUCGGUUUCCUCGUGACGUUACUAUGGCAGACAAGUGGAACUUAAUUCUGAAGAGAGGCAAGCCGUAUACGAAGUAUUCAAAAGUCUGCAGCCUGCAUUUCACCCAGGCCGAUUAUAACGUCACAACUAUGGGUAAGAAUAAAGGUCAAUGGAAGACGUUAAGCAAGGAUGCGGUGCCUUCACAGAAUCUGCCCAAGCUGAACCCUGAUGGUACAGUCAUGGUGAUCAGGAAGAGUCGCACCGUCAAGUACAGGGAGGGAAAGAAGGAGGAUAUCCAUGGUGAGAAACCAGACAAAUGGUCCUUGAACCUGGCACAACACACACACAGUGCCCUUACUCCCAACGAGACACAUAUGGCUUGUGACCCACAGGACAAUAGCCUAGCCUACCGCUACCCAGCAAUAAACAGCAUGAACUUAUCCCCUCAGAUACCAAACCACGCCCAUUUGGGAAUGAAACCAAAAAAACAGGACGCAUUUAUGCAAACCGACCCCGUUCAAUCAGAAGAUGACGACUCGCAACCUAACAACAGUUACAGCGAAGUUUCAGACAAAUACCCUGAAAAUCUAGAAUAUUCCAACUAUCAGAAAGACCCGGAAUUUGACAAAAAAUACGAAGCGAAAGACUACACAAACAAACAAGAUGAUUAUUUACCACAAACAAAUGAAGAAUAUAAUAAAGAAGCUGAGAAAUAUGCUCUAGAAAGAAAAUCCUUAAACGGUUAUGAAAAACCUUUGUUAGAAAAUUUCCCGAAACCGGUCGAAAAUUACCAGAAAGUCAACGAUAUGUAUUCAAAUUUUGACAAGUCCUUUCGUCCGGAUUACCCGUUUCAAAAUUAUCCAGACAGCGUUGAGCUUUUGAGAAACCAGCAACAUAAUUUGCAAAUGUUGCAAGAACAACAUAGAAUUAACGAGAAUCAAAACUUUUUUAACGAAAACCAUAUAAAGCAGGAAAUUGAUAUUAACGUUGAAGAUGAUAAGUUUAUUUCGAGUUAUGAAAGGAAUAAAGAACAAUUAGACGCGGACAUGUACAACAGCCGGCGACUGAUCGAACAACAACGCUUGCUCGAACAAAUACAGCAUCAGGUUAAACAGGAGCCUGAUACUCCUACUGGAUGUGAGAACGUGAUGCAGCCACAAGGCAGCCCGUACUACCAGUCAAACAAUCAUAAUAAUGUUACAGCAGGUUACUAUGAGCAGCUGUCCCGACCCGGACCAGAACUUCUCAUCGCCAAACAGAAUGCACUAGCUGCCCAUACGCAACUCUGGCAAAAUACAAUGAAGCGGCCAUUUUUCUAUAGUGAGACGCCGCACUACAAUAGUAGUCCCAUACUGCAUAGAUAUGAGGACAUCCCAAGAAUUCUCCAGUGAUGAGACAUUCCAAAGUUUCGCAAAAAACAUUUAAAUAUAAAAAAAGGUUUAUUGUAAAAAUAUAAUUCUCUUGACAACACUAUAGGUAAUCUCUAGAUGGUUAUUUUUAUUAUUUUUUUAAUAAUUAUUAAUAAUGGUUACGAUAAUAAUAUAUUUUUGAAUAUUAAGCGUGCGGUCCCUUGUCGAAAAUAAAGUAUAACUAUGUUUUUUAUUUAUUUUUUAAAUAUUAUUUUUUUAUUAUUUAGUCAUUUUUCGAGGGACCAACCGUUAGAUUACUAUGCUACUUGUGAUAUAAUUUUGAGUUUAAUAUAAGUCGAAUUUUUCGGAAUGUUUUAAGUAUUUUUUUUUGUAUUUUGGUACCCCUUGAAGGAGAAACAUAUUUACGUCUAUAUCCUUUCCAGACGUUAAAAAUCGAAUUACAUUUCAAAUCUGACCAGUAAUUCCAGAGAUAUGCUCGUUCAAACGAACAAAAUUUUCAGCUUUGCGAUAUGAAAUUAAAUUAGAAUUAAAUUAAAGAAAAUUCCUUCACUGGGGUUCUAAAAUACAAAUAAAAAAACAUAUUUAAAUCCGUCUUAUAUUAAACGCAAUAAUAACAUAGUAAUGUAAAUUAAUAUCUUUAUAAUAAUUACUAUUAUAAUAUAUAAAUAUAAAUGAAUAAAAGCAAAAAUUGUACAAAUCGUCGGGAAAAAAUGGAUAAUUGUGUCGCUUUUUUAUAUAUUUAAUAAUAAUCAAAGUAUUUAUUUCAUUUGAAAAUUAUUUAUUUAUCAAAUUGCAUGAGCCCUUCUUUUGUGUAAAAAAAAUAUUUUGCGUUUUGAAAAAAAAUAUGAUCAAAUAAAUUUUCAUGUAUUUUACAAUUCUCGUCAAAUAAAAUGACUGCUCUGAAGUUAGCGUUAUAUUAGAUGACAUCAGACAAGUGUUCUAAGUGUAAAAACUUAACAGCCGCAAAGAUAUUUGACGAGACGUGUAAAGAUUGUACACUUUCAUCAAAGAAUAUGUGUCAUUUGAACAUCUUUGGCAGUCGUUACGGGUAGUCAGAAGCCAGUAAGUCUGACACGCCAGUCUUAGCAAGGGAUAUUCGGUUACCCGGGUAAAGAACAUAGUUGGGAAAAGGCCAGACAAAUAACGUGACUUUUUUGUAUUUUUCUUAUGUGAAAAUAUUUAUUUAUGUAAAAAUUACAUAGAAGGGUGUAUUUUGAUAUUUAUUUAUAAAAAAUAUAAAUUAUUUCUAUAAAUACUGUGUUGUUGCCAUUCUUAAAAUUAAGAAAAAAAUCGUCUCGUUUAGUCAAAACGUAUCUUUUUAAUAUUUUAUUUAUAAUUUAAAUCUAAAUCUGAUUAUUUUCACCGUUGUUUUGUUUAGUAUUUUAGUUUCUUUGUUUGUUAUAUUAUAUAAAAAAAUAAUAAUAUAUAUAAAAUAUGUUUUAUGUGAUUUUUUUGUAAUGUGAAAAAUUUCUUGGAAUUGUCGAAAAAAUUAUGCCAAUUUUAAAGUGAAUAGGCAGGUCCCGUUUACUUGUAAUACACAAUCCAAGUUAUUUUUUCGCAUAUUUUUAAUGUAAAUGACUGUUUGGAUAAAAGUGACCUAAGAUUGCAUUUUUUUUUAUCUUUUUUGCUAAAAUUUCAUCAAAAAUUUGAAAAAAAUCUGGCAAAAAAAUUGGGCCCAAUGUUGUUAUAACAUUAUUUUUUUCUAUCAAAAAUGUUGCCAGUGCUAAUUAUUUAUUUGGUUUUUAUAUCUUAUGACUUUUUGAUUAUUUUUUUUUUUGUGAAUAGGUCACUUUUUUCGUCCGAAAAGUUUUUUUUUAAACUUUGAUAUUAUUUUGUAAAACAAUGAAUAGUUUUUAAUUAAUGACGGAUAGUUACCAGUAUCGUACAUGUCUUUGCCAUUUUAAUGCUCUUUUGUAUACAUUUUAUUAUUUUUUUGCUGUCGCUUACGAUGUUUUGACACUAAUAACUUGUUAUAAAAGUAAGUUACUUUGGUUAGGGAGAUUGAAUUAUAACUGACUAUUGAAAAAAAUAAAUUUAAUACUUAUAUUAUUAAAAAACAGACCCCUACUCUUUUUAUGCGGUUUCGUGUGAAAAGGAUAAGCCAUUUAAAAAUAUUUUUUCAUUUCAAAAUGAAAAAAUCCGAUAUUUCGCAAUUAAAAAACAUUUAUGUGUCAGUCUUAAUAAUGAUUGUAAAAAUAAAAUGUUCCGAUGAAUUAAGAAUACUCCUCUUUGGGAAGUCGGUUAAAAGUACAUCAUCAUUCAUUUUAGAUAGUAUUUUUUUCUUAUUAAAAAUAUAAUCAACUAACUUUUUAACGUACAAGAUACUUAGUCAGUUUUGUUACCAACUAGACUAGUUAAACGAAUAGUCAAACUAGCUAAAUAUUGAGUCAUCAGUUACCAUUUAACUGUAACAAUAUAGUUUUACGGUUAUUUUCAACAACCUAUUUAUCUUCCUUAUUUUUCUGCAUUAUGAUCAAGAAAAAGUAACUAAGUUAUAAUCGAUUUUUUUGUGGCUUAAAAAACUUCUGAGACUUGACAAGCUUGUAAAUACUGGUUUUAUUCUCAAAAAUACAUUUUUUUUAGAAAAAAAAUGUCCAUUCCUUUCUGUCAGUCGUCAUACUAACAUCCACUUACUUCUUAUUCAUGUCAUCUUUCGGGCAAUCCAUGAUCUUCAAAAAAAAACCUAAUUUUAAUAAAAAAAAUAUAUAUAUAAAUAGGGUAUUGAAAAUAACUAUUAUUCAUAUUUAGUAAUUAAAACAUCGUAAGCGACGACAACUAUGUAACAGCUUUGGAUAGUCGGACAAUAGUGGGGCGACUGUAGCGCGACUGUGGUGCAACUAGAAUUCCAUUACGUUCCGUUUUUCUAAUCGUACGUAGUUUAUAUUGCGAAUGCCAUUUUGUAUUAUAAGUAUGUGUUUAAUAUUCUGGUGAUUUUAGAUGGUAAUGCACUUUUUAAAUAUCUUGGUAUAUAGUACUUUUGAUUUAUUUGAAAUUUUUAUAUGUAGUAACUUUAUCAAAUGAAUUGAAAACACUGCGAUUCGAUCAAAUAUUUAAAUCAACAUUUCUGCUAGAAGUAUAAUCGUGUGAAAAUUCCUAAAACUUAAUUUUAGUAAAUAGUCUAUACUAAUAUUAUAAAGAGGAAAACUUUGUUUGUUUGGUUGUAAUGGAUAAACUAAAAAACUACUGGACCGAUUUUAAAUAUUCUUUCACCAUUACAAAGCUAUAUUAACUGCGAGUAACAUAGGCUAUAUUUUAUGCCGGUGCGGGCAGUAGCUCCCACGGAAAACGGCUAGUUUUAAUAUAAAAUUGACUAAGAUAUUUAAAAAUGUACUACUACUAUUACAUUUCUUUUUAUUGAUUUAUUAAAAUUAAAAUAAAAUUAAAGUCAAUUCCAGUGACUAUCUCAAUAGAAAAGUGCAAAAUGUCAUUCGUAAUUUAACAACUUUUUAUAUUUAAAAACUAUUGGUCAAAAAUGAAAAUUAUGCUUGCUAAAACUUCUAAAAGAAAUUAUAAUGUAAAAGGAGAUAUUUUUUAAAAGUGAUAAUUUAUCGAAUUUACGUGGCAAUUAAUAAAAAGUGUAAAAAUGGUAGGUUAGAAAGAAAAAAAAUUGGUCACAACAAAAAUUUGAAUUUUGUAAAGAAAAAAUCUUGCCAAAGUCUUGUUUUUUUUUUAAUUUUUGUAUUUUUUUUUUCGUUUUUGAUUGUUAAAAGUAGGGUGAUCAAUAGUCAUUUUUUUAAGAAAUUAUAUAGUUUUAUAAGUUUAAAGUUAUGGGAGGUGGGUAAACAUGACUUUUGACUUUUUUUAAUUUUAAUAAUUUUGGUGCUCGUUGAAAUAUUUUCCGAAUUUUUGUAUCUGCAUUUUUUUUAGAAUUUUCUUUAUGAGUACAAUAUAUUGAAUUUUCGAACGCACAGUAGGAAGAUCGCUAGAUUUUUUUUAUAACAUUUUUUUUAGAUUUGAUGAAAAAAAAUCUUUUAUUUACUCUAGAAAUUAAGAUAAGUAAGGAAUGUGGGAACGUAGCUGUAAGGAAGAAAGAGCGCGUAUUUAGUUAUUUUUUUGUGUUAUUUUGUAAUUAUUUGUUUUCGGUCGUAUUUUGGAUAUUAAUGGCGGAGAGAAAUAUGUUAUAUUUUAACGCGCUCUAUAUAGACCAAAGCUGUGAAAUAAUGUAAAGAAAGUUGAGUAACAUUAAGAAUAAAGUAUGCUUUUACACAAA
Messenger RNA from Helicoverpa zea (corn earworm), 5881 nucleotides. RefSeq lists its product as uncharacterized. The transcript has 9 exons. Lineage: Eukaryota; Metazoa; Arthropoda; Insecta; Lepidoptera; Noctuidae. The record is from RefSeq and is a predicted model, not a curated record. The coding region runs from base 256 to 1692 and encodes 478 amino acids.